Messenger RNA from Stylophora pistillata, 1251 nucleotides. RefSeq names its product arpin. Gene Ontology annotation, biological process: negative regulation of actin nucleation. The record is from RefSeq and is a predicted model, not a curated record. Lineage: Eukaryota; Metazoa; Cnidaria; Anthozoa; Scleractinia; Pocilloporidae.
AAUUGACCUCGAGAAUGAUUAAUUUGUAUGGUUGUAUAUUGCAUUAGAAAUUUACGAAGUAAGAAUGACCCGUGCACAUAUGCUCUACGAAAACAAACCCUUGGAAUCGAUUCCAGUUACCCCUAUUAGAUGGGAGAAACGCUGGGAACCAGAACAGCUAUUUCGCUGGCAAAGGGCUGGCGGAAUUAUAGUAGAGGGUAAACUUCAUGGCCGACUGAGAUUUACCGUAUCAGAUCCUUACUCGGGUUCUCAAAAGUGGCGCUAUGUAGUGCUACAUAUCGAGAUCUCAAAAGCCUUAAAGAGGAAGUUUGAUUCGCUCACCGGGAAGGAAAUAGAACCUAACUAUGGAAAGGACAAGAAAGUCAGUACUGGUUAUCUAAUGUCUUCUUACAAGACAUCUGCUGUCAGUGAUUCGGAUAAAAUUGAUGCAGCUGAAGCAAAAAGAAUGAUAACAGUGACACAGUUGACCAGACUGACAGAAGAAAAACUUCCAGAGAGAGGAAAUAUGAUCAGUCAAGCAUUCUGGUAUGAAGAAAAAGACAUCGAUAAAAUGGAACUGCUUCAAGGGGAUCAUGUCAGAUUAAAAACUAAAGGAGAUGGUCCAUUCAUUGAGUUUAUAGCCAAACUUGGCAAUGCAGGUAGUGCAACAGCUGCAAAUUACACGGGAGGUGUAGAGGCAGGUGGCUCCUGGACAGACAAGGUGAUGUCUUUCAAAGGAAAGCAAGAUGUUCCACAAGAUGAAGGAGAUGGUGCCGAUGAUGAUGACUGGGAUGACUGAGUAUUACUGAGAUGGAUCAGUUGUACAUUAGAAGUUGCAUUAGCUGUGGGAGGUUACUGUCUGAGGGUUACUACAAUUUGCAAUUAUCUCAACUACUGUCAGCUACCAGCUGCUUUUUUUGCAUUGAGAUGGAGUUUUUACAGAGAUGAGGUACUGUACUUCAAGAGAACCACCGGCAGCGCAACUUUUAAAAGUUGAUCAAACUAGAUGUAUUGCAUCAGCUGUAUAUUACAGAUUUCUGAUUUUUUUUAAUCAGAUGUCAUAUAUUUAACCUUAAGAAUAGUGUGAAACAAUGCAUGAAGUACACUGUAUCACUAACAUACCAGGAAAAUGAAAUGAUAGAAAUCUCAUGGUAAGGGGGGUUGUAAUGAUUGACACAUAGUAGAAGUAAUAUUACAUUUAAUUCAGUAAACUCAUACUAUUUGAAGUUAUUACUGGUAGUUAAGCAUCAAUCAAUCAGAAGCUUCAACAUC